AAAAAGUAAACGUGAGAGAGAGAGAGAGAGAGAGAGAGAGAGGAAGAGUCAAGCGAGAGAGAAAUGGCGGAUGCAGCAGUGGAGUUCCUGCUGAACAAUCUCAAGGAGCUACUGCUGUACCACUCUCAUCUCAUCACUGAUACUAAGAAGCAGAUCGAGAGUUUGGACACAGAUCUCCGCCUAUUCAACGCUUUUCUCAAGGAUUCGAUGAGAAAGCGGAGAAAGGAUGACCGGACAAAGGAGCUCGUUAGAAGCAUUCGAGAUGUUGUAUAUGAAGUGGAAGAUGUGAUCGACGCUUUCGUUACUCAGGCCAUGGAGAAAAAAUCAACCUCUGCUUUCCUCAAAUUUUGGAAGCCUUCCGUUAAGCUCCACGACAUUGGCAAAAAGGUCGAGGAGGUCAGAGAAAAGGUCGACAAGGCCAGGGUCGACUUCGCUAACCUCUCCGUCCACGAUCAACACGACUAUGAAAAACCUGAGGCUCGGCCGCCAAGGCAAAAAGACGUUGUGGGAUUCGUAGACGUGACAGAGGAACUAAUAGGGCGUCUGACGAGAGAUACAGACUAUUUUGAUGUGGUUUCUCUGAUUGGUAUGUUUGGACUAGGCAAGACAACGUUGGCAUGGAAGAUUUUCAACGAUCCGGAGAUACUCUACAAGUUCCCUGUUCGGAUAUGGCUUCCGAUUUCUCAGGAGUUCUCAGAUAAGGAUAUCUUUCUAGCCAUUCUCAAAGAGUUCACUACUAUAGAUGAUGAACUUCGUCAGAAAGACAGCAUGCUAUUAGCCCCUAUAGUUGCCGACUAUCUUUCGAGAGCAAGUUUCUUGAUCGUCUUUGAUGAUGUCUGGAGUCGGUCUGAUUGGGAGAGACUCAAGGUUGCAAUGCCUCAGAACAAUAAUAAGGGUAAAGUACUUAUCACUAGUCGUAUGGAGGAUGUUGGCGUGUCUGCUAGUUGUCCCCAACACCCUACCAAGUUGCGUUUCUUUAAUCAAGAUGAAAGUUGGGAGCUGCUCCGAUUGGAAGCCCUCCACAAGCUGGACUGCCCUCCCGAAUUGGAAAAUACCGGCCAACUAAUUGCAAGAGAUUGUGAGGGACUUCCUCUUGCAAUAGUCGUCAUUGGAGGCAUCCUCUCCGCUAAGUUCUCAGCCAAGGAUUUAACUGAAACGAGGAAAGCUUGGGAUAAAGUAUCCACACGGGUGAAUACAUACCUUAGUGAGAAAGAUCCUGCAAAUCGCAUGAAGAAUUUUAUAUCUCUAAGUUAUGAUAGAUUGCCUUACCACUUACGUGCAUGCUUUCUUUAUUUGGGAGUGUUUCCUGAAGAUUAUGAGAUCACAGUUUCAAGACUGAUCCGCAUGUGGAUUGGAGAAGGAUUCAUACAACAAAACAAUGACUACAGCUUGGAAGAGGCUGGAGAGAUGUAUCUGGAGGAUCUUAUCAAUAGAAACUUGGUCACAAUCGAAAAGCUUAAACCUAAUGGUAAGGUUAAAACAUGUCGGAUUCAUGAUGCCUUACGCGAUUUCUGCAGAACUGAAGCUGGGAAAGAAAAUGAAAAUUUCUUUCAAGAAAUCAAGUGUAACAGUGGGACUUGGGCACCUCCAGUUUCUGACUUGCAUAACUGUCGACGUCUCUCUGUUCAUUCUAACUGCUUGGACUUCAUUGCUUUAAAACCUUCUGGUCAUCGUGUCCGCUCAUUUGUCUGUUUUUGCAAAGAUGAACUGAUCUUAUCAGCAGAUCACAUUCCGCACCUCUUGGGAGCUUUCAAACUUCUCAGAGUCUUGGAUGUUAAACCCAUCAAACUCAUCAAAAUUACCAAUGACAUGUACCAGUUGGUUCAUGUGAGGUAUAUUGCCUUGUCGACCGAUAUGUCCAUCCUUCCUUCGAAAUUCAGCCAGCUUUGGAAUUUACAGACUCUUAUAGUCGACACAACAUCUCGCACUCUUGAAGUUAAAGCAGAUAUAUGGAGAUUAACUCAGCUAAGGCAUUUCAAGACAAAUGCGUCUGCUAGCUUACCCGAGCCGAGUAAGAAUAGUAAACAUGGCGCAGAGCUUCAAACACUCAGCACAAUCUCAGUGGAGAGCUGCACGGCAAAGCUUCUUGAGCAUGCUUCCAAUCUGAAGAAAUUAGGCAUUCGUGGGCGACUAGCUUUGCUUCUUGAAGGAAAGAUUGGUUCCUUUGAUAGCGUGGGGAAAAUGAAAUAUCUUGAACAGCUGAAACUAGUGAAUGAUGUGCAUCCUAAGCCACCUAUAGAUGGUCAACUACGUUGCCUUCCUCAGCCUUAUCAAUUCCCUUCUAAACUAAAGAGCCUCACACUAGUUGGGACUUUCCUCACUUGGAAUUUUAUGUCUGUCCUUGGGUUGCUGGAAACUUUGGAGGUGUUGAAGCUAAAAAAUAAGGCAUUUAUGGGGAAUACCUGGAGUGCAACUGAUGGAGGUUUCCGACGUCUUGAAUUCUUGCACAUUGAGCAGACGGACUUAGCUGUUUGGGAAGCUUCAUCACAUCAUUUCCCUAGACUCAGAGGCCUUGUGCUUAAGAACUGUGAGAAGCUUAUUGCCAUUCCGAUUGGGCUGGCUGAUGUAGCAAGCUUCCAGAUGUUGGAGUUGUUCGUUUGUAAACCUGCAGCUGCGUCUGCCAAUAAAAUUCACGAGGCCAAGAAGAAGAAGGCAGGCUCUGUAUUCAAGCUCUCAAUUUUCCCACCUACUGAUUGAUUAAACUUAACAGGGGUGCCGUGCUAUGCUACAGGCUGGAUUGCUUGAAGAAUUUAGUGUUGACUUUUAUCUGUUUCAAGUCCAAAAUGUUGCACUAUCUUGUUCAUUUGAAUUUGAUUAUUUGUGUUGAACUUGGUUGUGCUGGAUGAAAUCUCUUUUAAUUUUUGUGUCA
Salvia hispanica is the source of this 2869-nucleotide messenger RNA. RefSeq names its product putative late blight resistance protein homolog R1A-10. The record is from RefSeq and is a predicted model, not a curated record. Gene Ontology annotation, molecular function: ADP binding. Gene Ontology annotation, biological process: defense response to other organism. Lineage: Eukaryota; Viridiplantae; Streptophyta; Magnoliopsida; Lamiales; Lamiaceae.